Messenger RNA from Rhagoletis pomonella (apple maggot), 3910 nucleotides. RefSeq lists its product as uncharacterized. The record is from RefSeq and is a predicted model, not a curated record. Lineage: Eukaryota; Metazoa; Arthropoda; Insecta; Diptera; Tephritidae. The transcript has 3 exons. The annotation marks the transcript as partial.
AUGGAGAACAUACCAGCAACCACAUCGCCGCAGGAAACCGCACACUCUGAAACAAUCACCACAGCAACACCGCAAAGUGCAACUCCGCAGGAAAUCCCGAUAGAUGAGGCUGACAAAAUUGGCCACGCCACGACAAUAGGCCUUGAAACGCCCACCGCUGGUACCGCGCCUAAUCAUCACGCAUCUACGCCUGUUCAGCACUCAGCACAAUUUGCGUCAACGAGUAUUGCGGGCACUUCUGGGAAUAUGGCGACAUCUUUGUAUGGAUCCUUGCCGCUUUACACACUUAUCGGUUCCCACACUAUGGAACCGCCAGGGACAUAUUUUCCAUUGAACACGCGCAAUGUCGUCCCUAACCUCGCCGACAUGGUGACAUCUCCUUACGUCACUUCAUCGAAUUGCAUGACGACCAUGCUGCCCAACCUAACCUCAAACGCGACUUUAUGCAAUAUAGCACCAGCCUUCCAGCAAUUCCCUUCGUACACUGCUAUGCAUAACCCGCCAACAUCUGUCAGUUCUUCAGGAUUUUCUUAUCCGAAUUUUAUACCCGCUCAAACUAUAUCGUCUGGGAUGCAUUCAAAUGCUACCCCAACAUGUAGGAGCACAUUGGCUGCCGAUGUCAACUUAACUGCGGCGCAUAUAGCUAGUCGCCAAGUACUCACAAAAGACCUGCCAACAUUCUCAGGGCGACCUGAGGACUGGCCCUUGUUCAUAACUAACUAUGAACAGUCUACAAUCCGGUGCGGGUUCAGCGAUCAGGAAAACCUCAUCAGAUUGCAAAAAUGCCUUAAGGGCCCAGCUUUAGAAGCAGUUCACGGUAGACUUAUGGUGCCGUCUACGGUUGGCUUAGCUAUUAACACUCUCCGCAUGUUGUAUGGUAGACCAGAUGUUAUCCAUCAAGCGAUGCAGCGUAGACUGAGGGAAGAGCCAUCGGUCAAGCCGGAUAAAUUAGAAACUUUAGUUGCGUUUUCGUUAGCCGUACAAAACUACCGUGCGACAAUGCAGGCCGUAGGCUUAACCGACUAUUUAAAUGAUCCGGUUUUAUUAAAUGAGUUAGUAGCUAAGUUACCAUGCAGUCAGAGGCUGAGCUGGGGCCAGCAGUGCAUGUCGCUGAGCCGCGCUGACAUUGCUGCUUUCGAUGAGUGGCUUUUUAGUCUUGCUAUGUGUGCGAGCCAGGUGACGUCUCUGCAGCCAUCAGCGGUAGCGUCAGAUCACACCAACAAUGAAAUGAAAAAGGGCAGGCGCGAAGCGCAUAAAGCAAGAAUUAUGGUACACGAAGUUAUGCCAACCGACAAGGCAAUUAACUGUGUGAAAUGCAGGGCAAAUCACAAGCUUUCUGACUGUAAUGCGUUUAUCGCGCUCUCCAAAAAUGACAGGUGGAAAUUUAUUCGUGAGAAAAGAUUAUGCUUGCGCUGCUUUAAACCUCAUUUCAUUCGGCGCUGCACUUCAAAAAAAUGCUGUGGCGUUGAUAGUUGUAAAAUGGCCCAUAAUCCUCUGCUACACACUACAUCAUCAGAGGCGAUCGAAAAACGGGAGCAAACAACAUUAUAUCACGAACCCGUUACUGUAGCUGACAAAGAACAACAAAGAACACUUUUCAGGUACGUGGAAGUUACUUUACAUAGCGAUAGCAAAUCAAUAAAUACGUUUGCGCUGAUCGAUGAAGGUGCAUCAUGUACGUUAAUUGAGUCUGAGUUGGCAGACGAGCUCGCCUUAGAUGGGCCAGUAGGUUCUCUUUGUUUGCGCUGGACGGGAGAAAUCACUCAAAGCGAAGUACACUCAAAAUGUGUUAGCCUCUUUAUUUCCUCCACCGUCGUACCUUCUCAAAAGUACAAACUUAUCAAUGUUCGCACUGUCGCCAAUCUCGGGCUUCCCCAGCAAUCACUUUUUAGUGACACAAUUUUCAAUAAUGCGCAUUUUAAGGGUUUGCCGAUUCGACCAUAUAAUCGAUCCAGGGCAAGAAUUUUAAUAGGUCUAGACAAUGCAAAAGUGGGGGUUCCUAUAGAAAUAAGAGAGAAUAAAGACUCCAACCUUAUUGCCGCAAAGUGCCGUCUUGGAUGGAGCAUUUACGGGCGAGGUACAAUUGACUGUACCGAGCAAUCACGGGUUUUGCACACUUGCGAAUGCAGUCCAUCUGCAGAAGACCGUAUGGACCAGCAAAUGAAAGCGUUCUUUUCGAUUGAUUCAACUGGGGUAUAUGCACCAACCAAGCCUCUCCUAUGCAAGGAUGAUGAGCGUGCAAUCAAACUCAUGGAAAAUAGCACGCGCUUCUGCGCUGCUGAAAAGAGAUGGGAAACGGGAUUACUUUGGAAACACGAUGUUGUCGAACUUCCCGAUUCGCUUCCAAUGGCAAUACGUCGGCUUUCAUGCUUGGAAAGCAAAAUGGAACGUGAUCCGUCUACAAAUCGUUUUUUAAUUGAUAUAAUACAAGAUUAUGAGCGAAAAGGAUUGGUAUGGGAUGCAGCAGCGAAAGUAAGUGGUAUCGGGUUGAACGACAUGCUGCUUAAAGGACCCGAUCUGUUGAAGUCUCUCCUGGGCAUACUCUUGCGCUUUCGUGAACGACCCUUCGCGGUUUGUGGAGAUAUACGCGAAAUGUUCCAUCAGAUUAGGAUUAUAAAAGAGGACCAAACGGCGCAAAAGUUUUUAUGGCGUAAUGGUGAUAGGUCCCGUGAUUACGAUGUAUACGUAAUGAACGUUAUGACGUUCGGUGCCUCGUGCUCCCCAUCAUUAGCCAAUUAUGUGAAGAACCGUAAUGCUGAGCGUUUUGCAGAUCAUCAUCGCGAUGCCGUGCAUGCCAUCGUUGAAAAUACGUUUGUUGAUGACUGGCUUCAGAGUGCUGACACGGAAGACGAAUUAGCUACCCUUGCAACUACUGUUCAUUGGAUUCACCAAGAAGGCGGUUUCCAAAUGAGAAAUUGGGUGUCGUAUUCAAAAGGGGUACUGGCUUCAUUACACGCUGAGCACGCUGCUGAUGCCAAAUGUUUUGAGGAGCCGGAAGCCGUUAUUGAGAAGGUACUAGGCAUGUGGUGGCAGCCGGUCUCAGAUGAGUUAACGUUUUUUGAAAGAUUUCCAAAGGAAAUUUUCGAUAAAAAAACUGUUUUGUCUAAGCGGCAAAUAUUGCGCACAAUAAUGACGAUUUUUGAUCCAUUGGGUUUGCUUGGCUUCGCUAUUAUCCAAGCAAAAAUUAUUUUACAAGACGUUUGGCGCUCCGGUGUCGGUUGGGACCAACCUAUUAAAGAAGAGCAACGCAACAACUGGUUUAAAUGGGUGCGACGAAUACCUUCUAUUAAUGGUAUACGAAUCCCUCGUUGCUUUUCGCUAGCUUUCAAAAGCAAAAUCAAUGAACUGCACAUAUUUGUGGACGCCAGUAUAAAAGCUUACGCAGCCUUGGCUUACGUGCGUUCAGAGGUAGAUACGCAAAUAUGCUCACUGAGAGUAGGAGAAAUUCUUGAAGGCUCUGUCAUUAAAGAAUGGAGGUGGGUACCGUCCCGUGAAAAUAUCGCAGAUGAAGGAACCAAAUGGAGCGAUAACCGUGGCUUUGACGACAACCAACGCUGGUUCGGCGGCCCGAAGUUUCUGCUAGAGGAGGAAUCUAGCUGGCCGGUUCUGCAAUUUUCAGAUGCGGAUGACGAGGCCGCGGAGGACCUGCAUCACACUGACUUCGAUGACACCACAACCAUGAACACUUCUGUAAUAACGCCUGAUGCAAAUAGAUUUAGUUGCUGGGAGAAGCUACGCACUACUCAUCGAUUCAUACUACGUUUCAUACGAUUCAUAACAAAAGGUAAGCAAUGCUCAAAAUCAUUGGAAGCGUUACUUGGAAAGGACGAUUUGGAUUCAGCGGAGCUCGCAAUAAUGAUUAAUUGUCAAGGGGAAGUGUUCCACGAAGAAAUUAGUCGGCUGCGCAAUG